AUGCGCUAUGCAUUCCUACUCUUCGAUAAUCUCAACCGGGCGCAAUGGCCACAGAAGAUAUCCGAAUCGCGAGGCGUUUAUGAUGCCCUGAAGGCUCAUUUUCUGAAGUAUAUUGAAAACCCAGAUGACUUGGAGUCAACAGUUGAUCCCCUAGCAGAUGAUGAAGAGUCUCCCUGGCAAGCGCUUCGACGCGACGAACAGAUGAGAGUGGAGAUAUUGCAGGAUGUCGAUAGAUGUUUGCAGGAGAACUUCUUCUUCCGGGAGCCUGCAACGAAAGCGAAAAUGGUCGAUAUUCUCUUUAUUUAUUCGAAGCUGAAUCCAGAUCUUGGCUAUCGCCAAGGCAUGCAUGAGUUAUUGGCUCCCAUCUUAUGGGUAGUCGAUAGAGACGCAAUUGACACGAGAUCGCCUGAAGGGCUGAAUUCAACGGAAGAGGAUGAUACAGUGUUCCUACAGCUUCUGGACGCGAAUUAUGUGGAACAUGACUCGUUUACAUUGUUCUGUUCAGUUAUGCAGAAUACUCGAUCUUAUUAUGAACAUACCAGACAACGGUCCGCCAGUGGGCAGGUUGAUGUUGUCCCAAUUGUUAACCAAUGUCACCACAUCCAUAAUGAUCUUCUGACGACUACCGAUCUGGAGUUGGCGGAUCAUUUAGAAGUACUGGAGGUCUUGCCGCAAAUUUUCCUCACCGCUGACUCCUCGAGCGCUUUGGCCCUGCUGCUUCGCUACCCUUCGCCUCGUCCUUAUCACGCGCAAAGUUUUGUGCUCGAUGGGAUAUACUUGGAACAGAAUCCCACACCUGAAAGAGGAGCUUUUAUUAUUUCCAAAUAUUCAGGAAAGCCUCCUGACUUUUCCAAGCGACUCAGCCUGUCGCAUUCGAGACCCUUUUCAGGUCUGAGGUCUCCUUUGAGCGGCGAUCUAUGGGACACGAGUGAAGCUAGUCCCCCGUCUAGAUCACCAGCAAGAAAUAGCCCAAAGGGUUUGGAAGCACUAUUCCAAGAUGUUUCGGAAGGGUUUCAACGACGUACAGAGGCAUGGGGCGUAGCCAAGGCAGUUCGAGGAGCAGUGAGUGAAGCCAAAAGAAAUAUGCAGACGAUCCAGUCGGAGCAUUAUUCCCGCACGAGACACGAUGAUACUGCUCCCAUCCGUACGCCUGUUGCCUCGCGUACACAAGACGCUGACGCUGUGAUCCAUUUGAAGACUAAAAUCGAUGCUUUGGAAGCACGGAAUCAAAUGCUCGCAAAGACACUAAGCCAGGCCUUGAAUGACAUACGAUCGCGCAUGAUGAAAGCCGAAGGUCUUGAUACGGCCACCACAGAUACUUUGAAACAAGCCCUCACCAAGGUUCAAUCUGUCCAGACCUGUCUUGAGAACUCUUCGACGCCUGUAAGCUCUGCAAUUCGGACCCCAAAUCCAGCUGGAGAUAUAGAUUCAGAAAAUCUUCCUGGUGGACAUCGACCUGGAGAUAAUAUAGAGGAUCGUGGAAGGAACAGACACGAGAGCUUUCCUAUGGCCACAGAGCCACUCGCCAAAGCAAUCAAAUUGCCUACUGGGAAGGAAUCGAAGAACCGGAGCCCAUCUCAGAUUUCCUCGUCAAUGCCAUUGCGAUCCCAACACAUCUCCAGCUUUGUGAGUCCGGCCUCCGUGCCGCCCGAACAGACUCGGCACGGCGAGAGAAGCAACCAGAAUGUACUCUUCGGUAGCGGAGAUGAUAGUCAGAGAAGAAGCGAUAGCGACCUCAAUGGAUUGGCCUUGAGGAGUCUCCGGGGUGCGAAGAACAAUGGAUAG
This is a messenger RNA of Aspergillus tanneri, 1785 nucleotides long. RefSeq names its product GTPase-activating protein GYP6. NCBI's taxonomy places the organism in Eukaryota, Fungi, Ascomycota, Eurotiomycetes, Eurotiales, Aspergillaceae. The record is from RefSeq and is a predicted model, not a curated record. Bases 1 to 1785 code for a protein of 594 amino acids. The transcript has 5 exons. Gene Ontology annotation, biological process: activation of GTPase activity. Gene Ontology annotation, molecular function: GTPase activator activity.